AUGGUCGGUGUAUUGCAUUGGCAAAUGCAAGUCAUGCUGGACUAUUUCAAUGAGCCAGAAACAUUUCAUUGGGCUACGUCGCCGUCAAAUGUUAACGCAUUUCAUAUAUUCCAAGCUAAUGCCAUAAGUAAAGCACUUAAUUACGGUUCAAUUGGCACCAUACUGGGUCAUGAGUUGACUCAUGGUUUCGACGACAGCGGUCGUAUGUUUGAUAAAAACGGAAAUAUGCUGCAAUGGUGGUCGAAUGAGACAAUCAACGAAUAUAUUAAUCGAACAGAAUGCUUCGUAGAGCAAUAUAAUCGCUAUUAUCUGCCGGACAUUGAUGAAUAUAUUAAUGGCGAAUUAACUUUAGGCGAAAAUAUCGCUGAUAAUGGCGGUAUGCGUGAAGCAUACCACGCGUACAAAUUGCAUAUAAGGAAUAAUGGGAGAGAGGUCAUGAAACUGCCUGGCUUGGAACAUUAUACACACGAACAAUUGUUUUUCAUAUCAUUUGGAAAUUUAUGGUGCGAAAGUUACACUAAGGCUGCCUCUCGGUAUGCUAUCGAAGAUUCUCAUUGCCCGGGCAAGAUACGUUUAAAAGGUGUACUAACAAAUUCAAUAGAGUUUGCUCGAACUUUUCAAUGCAUAACGGGCACAACCAUGAAUCCGGAUGAUUCGAAAUGUCGCAUAUGGUGAAGGAAUACUCCGGUUGACUUUCAACUCUUUAGGCUAAUAAGUGUACGCGUAGGUGAAAUAUUUUUUAAAUAAACCAUUUCUUUGAUAAUCAUUGUUCGUAUAUUUUUACCCAUCUCUUAAUUCGUUUUUCUCGGCUUCAUUUCAAUGUAAAAUGAACCAAAUAGAUUUUUGCUCUUAACA
Molecule: messenger RNA, 855 nt
Organism: Glossina fuscipes
Lineage: Eukaryota; Metazoa; Arthropoda; Insecta; Diptera; Glossinidae
Product: neprilysin-1-like
Exons: 3
Coding region: 1-675 (224 amino acids)
Biological process (GO): protein processing
Cellular component (GO): plasma membrane
Molecular function (GO): metalloendopeptidase activity
Source: RefSeq, a predicted model, not a curated record